Molecule: messenger RNA, 844 nt
Organism: Lontra canadensis (Northern American river otter)
Lineage: Eukaryota; Metazoa; Chordata; Mammalia; Carnivora; Mustelidae
Gene: OLIG3
Product: oligodendrocyte transcription factor 3
Exons: 1
Coding region: 26-844 (272 amino acids)
Molecular function (GO): protein dimerization activity
Source: RefSeq, a predicted model, not a curated record
GUAGGGCCGCAUCCCCCGUAAUAAAAUGAAUUCUGAUUCGAGCUCUGUCUCCAGCAGAGCUUCAUCGCCGGACAUGGAUGAGAUGUAUCUGAGGGAACACCACCACCGCCACCACCACCACCAGGAGAGCCGUCUCAACUCGGUCUCUUCCACGCAGGGCGACAUGGUGCAAAAGAUGCCUGGGGAAAGCCUCUCGCGGGCCGGCGCCAAGGCCACGGGCGAGAGCAGCAAGUACAAAAUCAAGAAGCAGCUGUCGGAGCAGGACCUACAGCAGUUACGGCUGAAGAUCAACGGCCGCGAGCGCAAGAGGAUGCACGACCUAAACCUAGCCAUGGACGGGCUGCGCGAGGUCAUGCCCUACGCGCACGGGCCCUCGGUGCGCAAGCUCUCCAAGAUCGCCACUCUCCUGCUGGCCAGAAACUACAUCCUCAUGCUCACCAGCUCCCUGGAGGAGAUGAAGAGGUUGGUUGGCGAGAUCUACGGGGGCCACCACUCUGCCUUCCACUGCGGGACCGUGGGCCACUCCGCCGGCCACCCAGCACACGCCGCCAACGCCGUGCACGCUGUGCACCCCAUCCUGGGCGGCGCGCUCUCAUCCGGCAACGCUUCGUCCCCGCUGUCCGCCGCCUCGCUGCCGGCCAUCGGCACUAUUCGACCUCCCCACUCGCUGCUCAAGGCGCCCUCCACACAGCCCGCGCUGCAGCUGGGCAGCGGCUUCCAGCACUGGGCCGGGCUGCCCUGCCCCUGCACCAUCUGCCAGAUGCCGCCGCCGCCCCACCUUUCGGCUCUCUCCACCGCCAACAUGGCUCGGCUGUCGGCCGAGUCCAAGGACUUGCUCAAGUGA